Molecule: messenger RNA, 1518 nt
Organism: Truncatella angustata
Lineage: Eukaryota; Fungi; Ascomycota; Sordariomycetes; Amphisphaeriales; Sporocadaceae
Product: cytochrome P450
Exons: 2
Coding region: 1-1518 (505 amino acids)
Molecular function (GO): iron ion binding; oxidoreductase activity, acting on paired donors, with incorporation or reduction of molecular oxygen; heme binding
Source: RefSeq, a predicted model, not a curated record
AUGACAUCAAAUGUCGGAGUACAAACGCCGAGUGUAGCAAUUGGCAACAACCUCAGUUACUAUCUCAUAAUUGCGACAACAUUAUUCUUGGUUUGGUUUUUCCAACCCGACAAAUCCAAUGGCGUUUCGGCACCGUUCUACAAGGCCUCGAGGAUGAAGUGGAUGUUUAGUGCCGACUCUCUCGUUCGCGACAGCUACAACAAGUUUAGGGAUCAAGUAUAUCAGAUAAAAGCAACUGAGGGCGUCAGGACUCUGAUACCGGCAAAUCUGGUAGGCGAGCUGAAAGGCUUACCUGAAGAAGUACUCAGUGCCUCGGUAGCGAUUAGCGAGGCUAUGUUAGUCGAGUAUACCAAGUUCACCUUCGGCAACCACGCAGACACGAUGCACUUGCUUUUGAAGGGCAAGUUGACGCAACAACUGGGGCGAUUGGUACCAAGACUCAAAUCAGAACUCGAAUAUAUCGAAAGAACUGAGUUUGAGGAAUGCAAAGACUGGACGCCCAUGACUAUUCAACCGUUCAUCCUCCGAGCUGUAUCGAGGUUAAGUGGUAGUGUCUUUGUUGGAGCAGAGCUUGGACGCACCGAGGAGUGGAUGGAUCUCAGCAUCAACUACGCUGUAAGAGCAUUCAUGGUUGUGAUCAAACUACAAUUUUUCCCGACUUGGAUCCGACCUAUAGCGAAGUACUUGGUAUCGGAGCUAAAACAGAUCGACCGGGAUGUCGCCAAAGCAACAGAGCUGUUAAAGCCGAUAAUUGAUGAGAGACUACAAGAUGAGGAGUUGGAUCCGAGUGGCGAAAGACCAGACGACUUUGUACAGUGGUUAUUGGAUGCCCUGCCGGAGGAGCAAAAGAGGGAUUAUUGCAUGCAGGCAAAACUACACCUAAUCUUAUGCGCUGCGGCAAUCCACACAACAAGUAACCUGGCGACGGACUGUAUCUACGACCUGGCAACAUAUCCAGAACACCAAGAAGUAUUGCGAAAAGAGGCACACGACAUUCUCGAAGAUGGUGAUGGCUGGACGCGAAAGGAGAGCAUGGCGAAGCUAAAGAAAAUGGACAGUUUUAUCAAGGAGUCGCAACGCCUUGCCGGAAACGUCACCUCUUUCAUCCGCAAAGUCGUCAAGCCCAUAGAUUUAUCAGACGGCACUCACCUGCCCUCAGGAACCAACCUGCUGGCUCCUCAAAUUGGCUUUAGCCAUGAUGAACGAUACUUCCCUGCACCCGACGUCUUCGAUGGUCUGCGUUUCUGGAAAAUGCGACAGCAGUCCGAUGAAGCUGCAAACAGGUGGCAAUUCACCAGCAUUGACAACCACAAUAUUAAUUUUGGUCUCGGGAAACACGCUUGUCCCGGUCGCUUCUUCGCUGGCAACGAGAUCAAGGUCAUUCUAUCGCAUCUCGUGCUCAACUACGAUAUCAAGCUCGAAGACGGCAAGGGACGGCCAGAGCCAACGAUGUUCAUGAUGAGUAAGAUUGCCAACUCAAAAGCUGAGAUCCUAUUUAAACGACGAACGGUGGCAUAG